Messenger RNA from Colletotrichum phormii, 361 nucleotides. RefSeq lists its product as uncharacterized. The coding region runs from base 21 to 233 and encodes 70 amino acids. Lineage: Eukaryota; Fungi; Ascomycota; Sordariomycetes; Glomerellales; Glomerellaceae. The transcript is spliced from 2 exons. The record is from RefSeq and is a predicted model, not a curated record.
AUAUCGAAAUUUCAUUCGCCAUGCUUCUUUGCAUCUUGCAUUUCUCUACGCAGCCCGCCGUUUUGUCGGUCAUAUCGGUCGAACCAUGCGGCCCUGAGGCGUCAUCAUCAUCAACACACGGUGCGGCCUCCCCCAUAGUCCACGGUAAAAUCGACGGAUCCGAAUCGCUGCUGUUGAUCCUCCACCUCGUGGCCCGUUAUCGAGAUACAAGAAAGCCAUUGAUUGGAGAUUAACGAAUUGAGACAAGAGGUCCACUGGCAGCUCAUGGUUCGAUCUUCCUCUUUGAAAUCCAAGGCCAAGUCACCCAGUUUGGCGUCUGCAUCCCUGGAGCCUGGCCUCGGUGCACCCAAUCUUGUAUGCG